AUGGUGGCUGCUCCCCUGGUAUCUGGCAGGCUGCCUACAAGCUCAUCAGUUGUCCGUGCUCCCACUGCAGAGGUUUUUCGUGAUGUGCCACCGUGCGAGCGAAGAAGUCGUGUCAGCCCAAGUGCGCUAUGCGGUUGGCUGGGGAUGGCGGUAGGCUUGGGCUGCCGGGACCACUGGCCAGCCCGGCGCCGCAGUUGCCUCCAUCCCUUGCAUGGCAGGUCCGCCUCGCAUGCCUCGCUUGGGAAGGACGUAAUGGAUGUAGAACCUGCCGCUCCCGAGUCCACUGCAGAAAAAGUUGAUGACCCGAAGCCGAGCUUCGAUUGGACUCGACAGUGGUAUCCCAUCCUUCCAACAUCAAUGUUAAAAGCGAACGGCCCGGAACCUAUCAAGCUCUUGGGCCGCGACUUGGUGCUUUGGAAGGAUGGUGCUGGCGAGUGGCGUUGCACUGAUGGGAUUUGCCCACACAGACUGGCACCCUUGGCACAUGGAAGAGUUACACCGGAUGGUCAACUCAUGUGCCGUUUUCAUGGCUGGACUUUCAAUGGCGAUGGUUCUUGUGUGAAGGUACCAAUGGCAGAAGGUGACGCCAAAGCGGAGUCAACAUUGAUUGGCGCUUCUUGCAGCAAGCUUAAGUCGUAUCCGACCAAGACGGUCAAGGGCUUAGUGUUUGUGUGGCCAAACAGCGACAGCGCGGAGGAGGCGUCCAAAACGGACCCCUUUGUUGCUGACGAGUUGGCGGACAGCCCGAACUGGAGUGUAUUCGAUGCACCUGCAAGCUGGAGGGUUUGGUUGGAACAAAGCUGGGAUCCCAGCCAUGCCCCGUUCUUGCAUCAAUAUGCCCUUCCAAACUUUGCUCCGGAGCUUGCUUUUGCCAUGGAGCCCUUUGAAGUCGAGGACCUUGGGGACGAUGGACUCAGUGCUAGCCACGGAGGUUACAUGCAAAGCAACAAGGGAAUGAAAGCUUUCAGGCGCUUUGCUCCGCCGUGCGCAAACUCGACACAAUACUUGUACCCAGAUGGCAGAACUAUUGGAUUCAAUUUCUAUUUCGUGCCUACGGAGCAAGGCAAAGUCAGGCAAAUCACAACGUCCUACUUCGUUCCAGCUCCUACCGAUACAGGAGAAGACAGUGGGUUGUCAGGAAACAUGAUGCAGAUGUCAAAAGUUGUUCUGAAGGGGCGCACAGUUGGUAGCAUAGAUAAGGAGCGUACAAGCAUUUUCAAGACUGUCAACCGGCGAAUACGUAAAAGAUGGCCUUUUCUGGAUCAGAUUGAGGAAGGUCUGAAAAGCUGGAAGUUGAUGCAAGGUCUCAUCGGAGACCAGGACAAUACGGUUCUUUCAUUCCAAGACUCUGUCGGACUGCCAGCAGUUCGUAGCGGAUACUUGCGCAAACCUCGGUCGUCUGAUAAGUAUGGCGGGCCACCAACGGAGUACCUCCUGGAAACGAACGCUGAUGAGCUCGUCUCGCGCUUUGAUUCCUGGGUAAGUGCUCGUGGAGGGGGUCCAUUCGGAGGCCAAGGCGGCAGCAACAGCAACAGCUCUCCAGGUGUGUUUGACCGCUGGGAAGCGCACACCUGCUUCAGCAAGGAUGCACAAGCGGCCUUGGCCUUUUUAUCUGGUACGGCUGACUGCUUGGAAAGUCGAGUGCUGCCCACAUGUUUGGUGAUGGCCGCGCUUUGCAUGGUCUGUGGACUGACCCGCGUCGCGGGGCUCCCAACUGUAGCUGCUGCGGCGGCCAUCAUUGCAAAGACUCGACUGCGAAAGCAUGCGCAAGGCUUCCUCACUGGUCUCCCUCCUGCGCCCGGGCUGCCGCUGCGCAAGCUGUGGGAGUGA
This is a messenger RNA of Symbiodinium natans, 1830 nucleotides long. The record is from the annotation of a GenBank genome assembly. NCBI's taxonomy places the organism in Eukaryota, Dinophyceae, Suessiales, Symbiodiniaceae.